UGUCGUCUUAUCUUCUUUGAAAUAUGGCAUUUCACAGCUCACACUCAAACAUACUCUGCUUCUCUGCAUUUUUGCUUCUGUUUGGAGCAGCCUUUGCGCAAUUAUCUUCAGAUUACUACUCCUCAACGUGCCCAAAAGCCCUAUCUACUAUUAAAACUGCAGUGCAGAAUGCAGUUGCCAAGGAGCAUCGCAUGGGGGCCUCUUUGCUUCGUCUCCAUUUCCACGAUUGCUUUGUCAAUGGAUGUGAUGCAUCUGUGUUAUUAAAUGACACUUCCAGCCUCACUGGAGAGAAGACAGCUGCCCCAAACGUAGGUUCAUUGCGGGGGUUUGAUGUAAUUGACACCAUCAAGUCUCAAAUGGAGACUCUCUGCCCUGGAGUUGUUUCUUGUGCAGAUAUCCUAGCCGUUGCAGCUCGCGACUCUGUUGUUGUAUUGGGCGGCCCUUCAUGGUCAGCUCUGUUAGGCAGAAGAGACUCGACCACAGCAAGUUUUACAGCAGCAAAUAGCGACCUACCAUCUCCAACAAUGGACCUUAAGGACCUUUUAGCUAGCUUCUCGAACAAAGGAUUUACAGAAAAAGAAGCCGUAGCCCUCUCAGGAGGUCAUUCAAUAGGGCAAGCCAGGUGUGUGGUGUUUCGGGACCGAAUCUAUAACGAGACGAACAUAAAUACAACAUUUGCAACAUCAUUAAAAUCAAACUGUCCAAGCACUGGAGGUGAUGAAAACCUUGCUCCCCUUGAUGCGAGUACCAAUGUAAUCUUUGACAAUGGUUAUUUCAAGGACUUGGUGAAUAAAAAGGGCCUCCUCCAUUCCGACCAACAGCUCUUCAAUGGCGGCUCCACGGACUCUCAGGUCACCACCUACAGCACCAACUCUUCAGCUUUCGCUUCUGAUUUUGCCAGCGCCAUGCUCAAAAUGGGCAACCUUAGCCCUCUCACAGGAACCAGUGGCCAAAUUCGUACUGAUUGCAAGAAAAUUAAUUGAACCUUAAUUAUUAGAAUAUAUCUAUAUAUAUAUAUAUAUAUAGUAGUAUUUCAAUUCCUGUGUUUUGUGAAAGUAGAUUUAAG
This is a messenger RNA of Corylus avellana, 1066 nucleotides long. Its product is annotated as cationic peroxidase 1. The record is from RefSeq and is a predicted model, not a curated record. Gene Ontology annotation, biological process: hydrogen peroxide catabolic process; response to oxidative stress. Gene Ontology annotation, molecular function: peroxidase activity; heme binding. NCBI's taxonomy places the organism in Eukaryota, Viridiplantae, Streptophyta, Magnoliopsida, Fagales, Betulaceae.